Messenger RNA from Alligator sinensis (Chinese alligator), 1377 nucleotides. It is a transcript of the gene B3GALT4, whose product is annotated as beta-1,3-galactosyltransferase 4. Gene Ontology annotation, cellular component: membrane. The record is from RefSeq and is a predicted model, not a curated record. Bases 44 to 919 code for a protein of 291 amino acids. The transcript has a single exon. NCBI's taxonomy places the organism in Eukaryota, Metazoa, Chordata, Crocodylia, Alligatoridae. Gene Ontology annotation, molecular function: N-acetyl-beta-D-glucosaminide beta-(1,3)-galactosyltransferase activity.
CCCCAGUGUGGCCCCCCUGGUGCUGCUUGGCCCCAACGACUUCAUGCUGCCCAGCCCCGAGGCCUGCCAGCCCCGCGCCCCCUUCCUGCUGGUGCUGGUGGCCAGCGCGCCUGCCCACGCGGGGCACCGCGAGGCCAUACGCAGGAGCUGGGGGGGCGCCCGCCGGGCCUCUGGCUACCCCGUGCGCACACUCUUCGUCCUGGGGCUGCCGGACUCCAGGGCGGAGCAGGCGGCGCUGGAGCGGGAGGCGCAGCAGCACGGAGACCUGAUGCAGGGCCGGUUCCACGACACCUACGCCAACCUGACCAUCAAGACCUGCAUGCUGCUGCGUUGGGCAGCCGCCCUGUGCCCCGGCGCUGCCUUCGUGGCCAAGGUGGACGACGACGUCUUCCUGAACCUGCCGGCGCUGGCCCACCACCUGGGCAGCCUUGCCAACCCCCACGGGCUCUACUUGGGCCGGGUGCACUGGUGGGUGCACCCCAACCGCGACCCCCACAGCCGCCACCAUGUGCCGGUUGCGGUCUUCGCGGGUGCUGCCUUUCCUCCGUACUGCAGUGGGACGGCCUACGUGCUCUCAGGCGACGCCGUGCGGCGGGUACUGGUAGCCGCGCCCCAUCUGGUGGCUGUGGGGCCUGAGGAUGUCUUCGUGGGGCGCUGCGCUCACCGCACAGGCCUGGCCCCCACCCACACCGCCCGCAUGGGCGGUGCCACCCGCCUGUCACUGGAUGCCUGCUGCUAUGGCCAAGUGCUCUUCAGCAUCCAUGGCGUACAGCCUGCCCAGAUGGGUCAUGCCUGGGGGCUGCUGGGGGGACGUGGCUGGGGGGAGGGGCCGGAGGAGCCCACUGGGCUCUGCAGCCCGUUACAGUGGGGUCUGGGGCUGCUGCGCUGCAAGGUGCUGGCUCUGUUUGAGAAGCUGUGAUAAAAAGGUGGGGAGGGGGACCUGGGUUUUCUAGAGAGGGUGCUGGGAACCUAUGGAAGCUGGGCUCUCCCCUAGCUCUGUCAAGGAGCGGGGGCUGGGGGUAGGGGGGUGCCCAGACACUUGAGUUCUCCCCCAGUCCUGGGAGGAGACGGCCUGGGGGUGGGGGGCUGGGGUAGCAGAGGAGCCUGCACCCCUCUGUUCUCUCCCAGGGCUGGGAGGAGAGGGGCCCAGAUGUCGGGGCGGGGGUACAGGUGAGUUAGGGCAGGAAGCUGGAUGCCUGGUUUCUUUCCCCACUCUGGGAAGACAUCGGUGCAGGGGUGCGGCGCAGGGUGGAUGUAAGGGGGUUAGCUGGGAUACGGGAAAUGCACAACUCGCAGGGCGGGGUGGGCACCCGGAGUCCUGGGUUCUGCAUAUGAUGUUACCUCUACCUCAGUCACUACCUCUUGCUGGUCCCUAGU